AUGUCAGCUCAAGCACCACAAGUCCUGUCUCGACGGGCAAACGGAGGUCUUCAGACAUCAUCAAAUCAGACCUCAGAACCAACAAAGGGAAAGGGGUCACACGAGAACAGUUCUCAUGGAAAAGCUAGAGGGAGAGGCUCUAAUGCAAGAUCUACCGAGGCCAAUAAGCAUGCGAAUGAGAGCGAAACUCCAAAACCCACCAAAACCAAGGCUCAUAACGAGGGUGAAAAGCUCGUGAUACGUCGUCUGCCUCCUGGAAUGACCCAGGCAGAAUUUGUAUCAAUUCUUGGAAGUGAGUGGGAGUUGGGUAAGGGCAAGGUUGACUGGUUUUCCUUCGCUGGAGGAAAGAUUUCUACUGACCCCUCGAAACCUUCUCGGCCUGGCCGCGCCUACGUUCAUGUUAUGAAAAAGGAUGAUAUCUUGCCUAUGAGCGAUGCUGUGCGAACCGCUGUCUGGGAGGAUGCGAAGGCAUCUUUUAAUAGCCCUUCUUUGAUUGGUCCUCCUUCAGUUGAGUUUGCCAUUUACAAGAAGGUCCCAAGCAAUAAGAAGCGCACCGAUGCUCGACAGGGAACAAUCGAUCAGGAUCCUGAAUUCAUGGCUUUCCUGGAGGAACUAGCGAACCCAGCGCCGCCAAAAGAAACCGUCGAAGGAGAAGAGGGCGACGACCUUGGUAAGGCGGAGGCUAAAGUCACCACUACGCCGCUCAUCGAGUACCUCAAGGAGAAGAAGGCAAACAAAGCAAAGGAGAGCUCAUCCUCCAAAAAUUCCAAACAUGGGCAGGAUUCUAGAAGCGGCAAGGGGAAGAACUCGUCUAAGGACGAAGACUCGGGUAAGAAGAAGGGCAAAGAGUCCAAGGCAGAUAAAGUAGAAAAGACCCCCAAGGAGACGGUCAAAAUCCUCACCAAGAAAGCAACUUCUGAGCCGAAUGCGGAGACCUCGAAGACCAAUACUAAAAGCCAGCCCAACGACUCAAGCGCCCAGGAAACUGCACCCAAGAGCCGACGUGCGGGAAUUUUGGCUGCAGCAAGGAUCCUUCAACGAGAUCUUGGUCUCAGUCCCGGAAGUGCGCACAGAAAGGCGCGUCAAGACGCUGCCAAAGCAGAUGCAGAUGCAAAGACGCCAGAAAAGGAGAGCAUAUCUACUGCCGAAACAAAGGCUAGUGCUUCUGAAAGCCCAUCUUCGCCUGUCAAACCAGCCGAGGCAGAAGCACCAGAACCGAAGGGACGAGGUGCUGGAAAUGCCAACAAGCAGCAGCAGUCAAACCGCAGAACUCGAGGCGGAAAGAAUGCUGAGAAGAGCAAGGAAAAGGAGAAGGGUAAGGAAAAUAGUAAGGAGAAAGCUAAGGAGAGCACAUCGGGUCAACCAGCUCCCACCCCUCCAAUUGUGCUCCUCAAGAAGAAAGGUAAUGAUGCUGAAUCUAACUCACCGACGAAGCCAGCGAAUACCACAACGCAAGCGCAGGCCGCACAGGGAGGGAGAUCGAAAACAGACAAUGCAGCCGGUGGCUCUAAAGGCGGACCUAAUAAGGGACCCAAUGCCCAGAAGAAGCCCCCUACUGUUUCUCCUGAUGCUACUCGUGGCUUUGUCAAGCAUGCCAACCCCUCCCAAGGCGUUACUGAGGCGUUGCUCAAACAGACGCUCUCAAAUUUUGGCACAAUCACCUUUGUUGAGAUUGACAAGCGAAAGGGGUUCGCUUAUGUUGACUUUGCUGAACACGAGGGUCUUGUGAAGGCUGUUACAGCCAGUCCCAUCACUGUUGCACAGGGUACUGUGCAAGUUUUGGAGCGCAAGGACAAGAAGCCUGCCAAUACGAACGCAAACGCGGCCACGACAGCACCUGCACCAGCUGCUGGAUCUGCUGCGUCGGAAAAGGCGUCUGGCCGUGGUCGACGUGGACGAGGUGGAGGCAAUAAGGCAAAGGAUUCUGGUCCUAACAAUCAAGGGACUGCUGCUCCUCCUUCAGCUCCAGCCAACACUGGCGGCUGA
Fusarium redolens is the source of this 1986-nucleotide messenger RNA. Its product is annotated as Smg-4/UPF3 family-domain-containing protein. Gene Ontology annotation, biological process: positive regulation of translation; nuclear-transcribed mRNA catabolic process, nonsense-mediated decay. Bases 1 to 1986 code for a protein of 661 amino acids. Gene Ontology annotation, molecular function: mRNA binding. The transcript is spliced from 4 exons. Gene Ontology annotation, cellular component: cytoplasm; nucleolus. The record is from RefSeq and is a predicted model, not a curated record. Lineage: Eukaryota; Fungi; Ascomycota; Sordariomycetes; Hypocreales; Nectriaceae.